UGCAACUGCAAAGCUUCAUAACAGUGCAUAGAGUUGCUCGAUGGAUGUAACGAAACACGCCGAGCUCUCCGCCUCUUCAGUAUCCGCAUGGUGUAUCCCCCCUUCAGGCUGACAUGAAGGGUCCUUGCGAUUAAGCACGUUGCCUAAAGCGAUAGGGCCGCAGGUAGAGCGGCCAUGCCACCCCUAGAGGCCAAGCUAUGUAGGCGUCACCACUCACGGAAAGGACUGCGAAUCGAGUUCUGAACCAAGGGUUCUUUCGCAUAUUGGCCGUAACCGUCUUGAAUUCACCCAACUCCAUUGUCUGGUGCGGUUGUACUUUAGAUAUGCAUACAUAUGCACGCCGAGAUAGAAUACCUUGAUCGGAGAGAGCACACCGUUACUAACGUGGAAAUAGCUGCAUGUUUGAUGAGCAACUCGUGUUGACACGCAGCUCAUGGUCCCAUUACAAGGGACCGUACCCGCUGAUAACCUUGCGAAUCAUCACCACGUGCAGUUACGGAGGUUGCUUCUGGGUGGGAACUCAUAACAACCUGCAGGAUAUAGGUGAGCCAAGAGAUGAUGUAACCGAGGUAUCACGACAGCCAGAGGGAAUAUCACGCCCAUAUCACUGCACCUGGAUAAGAAGCACGUAUAUGUUACAAGUCGAGGCAGGUUGCUGGAAUUCGAAUCCACAUAUCGAUAUCGAGGUUGAGAGAGAAGGGUAACGAAUUCCGACGGAAACUUGUUUCGCUCAGCACCAUGUUUCAUAGCGUGGGCGGAAAAACUUGUGUGUCUCAUAAUCCAACCCCCCAAUUUGAAAGUCGGGUCGGGUCAGGACAGUAGCGACGAAAAUAAUCGGUAAUAUUGGACAAACAAAGAGUGACAAAAGAGUCCCGUCACUUUGGGCGAAUUGGGGUUACAUCGUUGGAUCGAUGGAUGUUGCUCUCCCCUCAGGGACUCAAUUAAAGACGCCACCUACAACUGUUUGUUCCAAUCAAGCAACGUGAUGGUCAUUCUCACCGCCCACUCAGCAGUCGUCGCUGUGCCAAAUGUAGCCAAAAAUAUCAAAGUCAACCUCGCAUCAUUUCCCCAGUACAGGGGGCCGGACAUUAGCAGUCCGCUCGC
Molecule: messenger RNA, 1104 nt
Organism: Fusarium odoratissimum NRRL 54006
Lineage: Eukaryota; Fungi; Ascomycota; Sordariomycetes; Hypocreales; Nectriaceae
Exons: 1
Coding region: 399-704 (101 amino acids)
Source: RefSeq, a predicted model, not a curated record